AUGAACGACUUCUCAAGCGGUCAGGGGGCAGUGCUUUUUGUGGAAGACACCACCUUGAUUGCCAGAGGUGUCACUGUGGAACAGGCAAAGGAGGAGUCUGCCAGACUCUUAGAAGUAGCUGAGUUGUGGUUUCUUGCCAACAAGCUCAAACUAAAUGAAGAUAAAACAAACAUCUUGCAUGUUAGAAUUUAUACAUUUCUAUUAUUGUCAUUGGUUGAUGUACAAACCCAGUUGGACGCGGAACUGGACUUGAAUCAAAGAACACAUUUGGACAGAUGCUGUCUGCAAAGAUUGGCCAGACUGCCAGUUCAGUACAUACUCGGAGAAUGGGAGUUCAGGGGUUUGACACUUAGCAUGCGCGCGCCCGUGUUCAUCCCACGGCCUGAGACUGAACAGCUGAUUGACGUGGUGCUGGCUGAGCAGAGCCAGCUCGAGUCACCACCUGCCUGCAUCGUCGAGCUGGGCUGCGGCUCUGGUGCCAUAUCCAUUGCUUUGGCCACCGCCUAUCCACAGGCCAAAAUUUACGCAAUUGAAGCGAGUGAAGAGGCUUGCAAUUUGGCCAAGGAAAACUGUAGACGGUUGGAGCUAUGUGAAAGGGUGCACGUGAUGAAUGCAAAGCUGAUGUCAAACGGGUCACUGUUGAAUGGCUCAAUGCCUGACUGUGUUGACGUGUUGGUCAGCAAUCCACCCUACAUCAAGACUGCAGACAUCACCUCGCUCCAGCCCGAAAUAACAUUAUACGAAGAUCUGCGAGCUUUGGAUGGAGGCAUGGACGGUAUGCAAGUGGUAGGUGCACUGCUUCUUUUGCUGGUAUCAUCAAAACCCUGCAAUGCUGGAAAAGGAAUAACACUCUACAUGGAAAUUGAUCCCAGUUUGUAUGAACCUAUUCGACAAUGGACUCUGGAUAAAAGAAAUCUCGGUGUUCAGUUUGGCAAUAUCUAUAAGGAUAUAUAUGCAGUGGACAGGUUUAUGAGCGUACAUAAGGUGGACAAGUACAUUAGAUAGGGAUGGAUGUUUGUCACUCAUCUGUUGUGGGUGGAAGAAGGAGAGGUAGACAAAUUCAGAUUGUGGCCUACAUUUGUGACAAAAUACAGCUUCUCAUAACCCUGAAAAAACUUGAUUUGAAGCUCUCAUAGUAAAAGAAGUUAGCAGUCACAAAGUUCUCGGUCAGAGUUCAACCCUUGAGAGUGGUAGCUGAUUAAUCGACUGAGAGGUGACCAGUAUUUGACUACCCAGCAUUUCCCAGCGGCAAUUAGUGGGAGGAGGAAGAGUCUGCUGCAAACAAUUCCAACCACCAACACAGUUUCAACUCCACUUUAUUUAUAAAAGAAUUGUAGUACCCUUUGAAAUUAAUAAAAUAAUAGAAUAAAAAUACAAAUUACAUCAAUUUCACGCUUUUAUAAGAAGCUGUACCUCCCUUUGGAGAGAUGAAUUGAAGUUGGCAAUAAAUUGUCUAAUCAAAUUGACUUAUUUGAAGCACCCAACAUUUUUAAGAUGAAAAUUCGAUCAAUGUGAAACAUACUCGUGAUACGAGUUCUAAAUGUUUUUUUUUUUUUUUUUUGACAGCUGCAUUAUACCAAGGCCAUGUACCGAUCUAUUGCACGAAAAUGCCUAAGCAUACUUACUAGUCACUUGGCGCCAUGUGGUGGAACGGGUUGGCUGUAAGGGGUGAUGUGGAGGCCAACUAUUAUUAUUUUAUUAUUAUAACUACUAGUUUCGGUGAUCACACCAUCGUCAGGUUAAAAAAAUAAAUAUCCAAUAAUUUUUUUAGGUAGCCCUGAAUUCAUACAUUUUAAAAAGAUAUGGGUACACUUUAAUUAUUUAUUUAAUCAUUCAGAAUUACAAAACUUACGCCCUAAACGGUUUCCUAAUUUAUACAACAGUCCAAAUGUAGCUAGGUUAUGUUUCACCUCAACAUUCUUCAAUUACACAUUCCAAUUUACAAUCCAAAACACACGAAAAUAAUUUUCAAAUAAAAAAAAAUACUUCAACACAUAACACAUACAAAACUAGUUUAUACCUGUAUACAAAAAUUGUAACAAAAUAAUAUAAAUUUUAUAUCUUUGGCCUCCAGAUCGACUGUCGGUUCAGACUGAAGGCUGAGCUAUCUCUACUUUUGAAGGUAGUACGAAGGUAAAUACCAUCUUAGAGAAAAUAUAGCACAAGAAGAUAAAUGAAUUAAUCACUCACUGUGACGAGAUCUUUCUGCAGUUCCGCCAUCUUCUUGGUUUACUCAUAGACAAGUAGAAGGAUAGGAUGGCAAUUUUUAGUGUGCUGUUGGUGUCUAUUGGAUUAGUGUCUGUUGGUAUCUAUUAGUGUCUAUUGGGUUUGUUGUGGCUGAGAAGGUAAUCAAAGAGGAUGUGGGAUUUGAAGUUGGUUUGUUCGUUUAAUAUACAUUGUCUAUUGCUUUUAAAUUGGGUGUAUAUUUCAAAUUGUUCUAUUGUGUUUAAUUCUGGUCCAUUGUUUUUUAUGUGUAUGAUUUGUAGAUAAGUAUUUAUGUUUGUGAUUUUCUUGAAUUAGGUGGUCGACGAAUGCAGAUUCUGUUUUUGUUUUUAGUCCCUGGAUAUGUUCCUUGUACCUUUGAUUGAAAGAACGGCCUGUCUGUCAGAUAUAGAAUUUAUCACAUUCAGAGCAUAUUAGCUUGUAUACUCCUGGGAGUUUGAGUUUCUUGUUGUCUUGAAUUUUUUCUCUUUUAUUGAUUUGCUUGUAGAUUUUAUUUUUUGUUCUAAAUGCCACUCAAUUUAGACCUGAGAGCUUAUUCCAGUCGUGGACUGUAGAUGCCAAGCUCAGAAACCGGCCCUACAGCUCACUAGUAGCUGCAAUGAACUCAUACUCUUUGGAUAUAGUAGUUGAAGUAUACAUAAUAAACAGCAAGUAAAUAGAUAUCCAUCAUGGUGUAGUGGUUAGCACUUCUGCUUUCCAUUCUAAUUCAUUGAUUAAUCCAUUUUGAAGCAAACAAAAUACACGUCCAUUAUUAAACAAAAGUUUUAUUCUAAAGAAACUAUACGACCAAUAAGAUUUUGCUAACUAUAAAUUUUACUACAAGAUCAACUCUAAUUAGGGUCUCGGUCGGGUGAAAAUGUUUUAUAAUGAGCUAGAAAUUUUGGCACUUACCCACUGCUAUGUUGCUAUCACUCCCACUGGUAAUCCCAAAACACAGGACACUCACGUAUCUCAUGAUGCCGGAAAACUAACUCAACUUUUUGCAAUAUAAUUUUUGAUCCGCUCGGUAUCUCGGUUGUUCAACGACUGGUAAUAAUAAUAAUAAUAUCGAGUGACCUGGCUGGCUCAGGUCUGGUGUCAGAGUUUUCAGGUCGCAACUGAUCAAUUUCAGGGCCUCUGACAUGACCUAACGACUGCUUUUUAGGCAGCCGGGACCGACGGCUUAACCAACGACUGGUUCCCCCUCUCCACGUGAGUGUGCCAGAAGGCCUAACUGCUGCUAGUGGAAGAGUCGGUUGUCACUUGAUUGGGCAAGCGGGUCUGCAGCCAGGUGUGCAGUAUUCCUCUGUGAAAUAUCUACAGGCUACCGCACAUCCGCCGUUUCCUUGCCUCGUGGAGCCAGCCCCCUCAUCCAUCACAACUAGCAAAUAUCCCUGAAUUUGCUGCUUCUCAGAGUCGUGCACACAUAAGUUAGCACAAUCUUAUUGUCGCUGCAAUAAUACUACUUACUCACUAAAUUAUAUAUUUUCUCACUAAAGUCCAACUACGGAAAUUAUUAUUCUAAUAUUCAACGCAUCUCGAAAACGGUUCUAACGAUUUUCACGGAAUUUGGAACAAAGUAGGUUUAUGAUAUGAAGAUUCGAUUGCACUAGGUCUCAACCCUUGGAUAACUCGCUGAAGGACAUUAAAAGGAUAAAUACGUCCUUGGAAAAACAGCUGGAAAUUUUGUCACCUGUCGAUACCGAAUGGAAGAGAGUGAAUGUGUGGGAUCAUUCAGCUGAUCUCACAAAAAGAUAAAUUCAGCAAGAAAAACUUAUUUUCGUUUAUUUCUCUUUUUUUAGAAAACAUGUUUACUUCAGAAAGUCCAAAAUAGUAACUAGAUGCUGUUAGUGUAGAAUAGUACAUAGUAUAUUAACAAAUAUUGUACCAAACGUAGUAGAUCAAAUUCAUAGUAUAUCUAUUUGUAAUUGAUAAUGUGUUUGUUUUUUGAAGUGUGAUUAAAUUGUUAUUUUGAUGAGUGAUAGUAGCUUAACCUAGAUUUUGAUUUGGACUGUAGUAUAAAUUUGAAAAGGGACAGUUUUGGGCAUAAGCCUGUUGUGCCUCCUCAUAUAACUAUAAAAAUAAUUGUACGACUGAGAAAAUGAAUGAAUAAAUAUAAACUAUAAACUCAAUCUUUCGUUACACUCCAGAGCAAAGCUCGGUCCCCCUAUAUUAAAUAUAUAAAUAGACAUAUAGAAAUUUCUCGCUUAAUAUAAUAGGAUAAUAAUUAUGUUUGAUGUGAUGAAUAGUAUGUUAAGGAAUGUUACACGGGUAAGAGGUAAGUCUCAUAAAAUGAAUACAUUUUCAAACAUAAAUUUUAUUUAGAUUUAUUACAAAAAGUCAGAAAGUUGAAUUUAUAAAUUGAAGAAGUUUGAGAUAAUUGAUAUUGAGAGCUGUAUCAAUUUGAUAAAAUAACAUUUCUGCAAGCAAAAUAAAACUGAACGGAAAACAUGAGAUGACCAUAUUAAUUUUAUGACUUCUAAUGAAUUUCUCCGAAGCCUCUUAUUAUCAACAGGCGAAUGAAGUGACUAACGGAUGCAGAAAGGCGAUUUGAAUUUAUGUAUAUAUAACAUACUUUGAUUACAUUUACCUUGGGACGGAGGACAUAACAUUACAAGCGAAAAUGAAUAAAUUUAAGAGUGAAUGAGUGGAAAUUAAGAUGACAAUUAUAUGUUUGACAAAUUCCUAUAUCAAGAAAGUUUGUCUUGAUUAUUGAUCACGCACUGAAGCAUGAGCAAAGCAUGAUGAUAUUUCUUGAUGAUGAUAAUGAAAUUCUACCUUGGUCUCGAUGCCUUGACGGCCGACACAUUCAUCAACUACAGUAUCUUAUAAACAAAAAUAUGUUCCAUGAAAAGACAGACAGCAAUUGAAUGUUAGUUGUGUGAAGAUAUGUGAAUAAUAUAAUCAAUUAUCGAUAACCAAGUUUUCCAGACACAUUUGAUUUUCGAAAACUUAACACUAGAUCGAAAACUUAACACUAGAUAGAAAACUUAACACUAGAUCGAAAACUUCAUAAUAUCACUUGAAUUCAAAUAAUGUUGUAACACUACUUGUUAUUCAAGUGAGAUUGUGUAGUUUUAGAACAACUGAAUCUAACUUGCAUUGGACUAACAAUUUCACCAUCUAUCUACAUACAUUCGACAUCAUGCGAAUGGUUUACAAACAGAUUUUCCUAAAUUGUUAUCGUAUAUGCAAGCUAGCAGCAGGCAUCACUGCCAUAAUAUUAUCUCCUCUUCACCCUCAAUCUCCUCCCCAACUUCUAUUUCCAUUCUCUCUUCUCUUGAAGGCAUAAAAACAUUCACUUUGAUUUUCAAUCAGUCACUUGAGUAGGUUCUCUCAUUACAAGCAACUGUCAAAGUCACUGUUAGUUAUGCUUUGAAGGGAGACAUCAAGGAAAGAGUUGAAUCUUUCUCAAAGAUCUUUUGCAGAUCAAUGAGACUAAUAGAUGAAAUAGUUAUGAAUAAGUAAAUUGAUUUCAAUGACAUCAUUGAAAUGAAAAUGAAUGUAUGAAGUUAAUAGAUGAAAACUACCAUGGUGAAACGAGUCUUCAGGAAGCCUACAGAAAACCCAAAAAUUAAAUAGUUACAAUUAUUAAUCGUGGAUGUAAAUUGAAUGGAUUCAUGAAAUACGGUAAUGAAUGAAAUGCUUAAAUCAGAUCUUUAUGAUGCAGACACCUGCAGUUGAGUAAUUAUUCUGGGAAGUCUACAGAACUCAUUACAAGCAAGUUAUCGAAUUUAAGUUUUCCUCUUUUUUGUAACUAUCGCCAACUAUUCUUAGUUGUUAUAAUAUAUCAAAUAGACUACCAACAUAGUACGCUAUUGUACUAAUAUACAAAUAAUAAUAUACUGCGAAAAAGUUGUAAAUUAAUGGAAAAAGUUACCGUGUAUUACUCAGACGAUUAAAAUGCACCUAUUCAAGAAUUUAAACUGAACCUAAAUGAAAUUUGCACCGAAAUCUUAUUAUCAAUUUCGACUCCUUUCAUGUAUAUAUUUUUUCAAUUUUCAGAGUCAGAUUGCGUCUUAAAUUAGGAGUCCUAAUAAGUAGUAAUAAUAGAAUUUAUUCAUUGUUAUUAUAAUAGCGAAUAUUGUAAAUGAUAAUCUCAUCAAUAAUUAUUAUUGUAAUUGAAUAGUUGAAUCAUUAUUCUUCAUCUUGAACUGCUGUUUGCCGACAUUCGAUACUUUAAUGAUAAUAAAACAAUCCAUCUCAGAAAUUACUCAUGUAAUGACUUUCAUAGAUGGAGUUCAUUAUCACAAAAAAGCUGGCCGAUAUCCGCAUACAAACGCCUUUUAAAACUAGAUCAAAAAAUUACCAAUAUAAUUAGCUUUCAAGUAGAAUUAUUAUUCUCCUUGAUAAGCAAGUGAUAUUGGCAAGUUCUUGAACAACUGAAUUCCACUUGCAACAGAAUAACAAUUUCGUCAUCAGUCAUCAACAGCACAGUCUCGAGUGUUUGAGUUUUCAAAAUAAUUUCAUUGAAGUAUUCAAAACAAAAAUACUCUGGCUGAACUGAGUGAGAUCAUUGAUAUCAGUUAUAAAAUUGUUCACUGUUUGCAAGCAGAAAAGUGACAAACGUCACCUGCUCAAUCAUCUUUUCUUCUCCGUUUCCACUUCUUCUUACUAAUGCUCUGAUCCUCGAUUUCAUCCUCUUCAGCAUACUCAUAUUGAAAAGAUUUCAUGAACGAGAAAAGAAGACACUAUGAGAAUGAGGAUUCAAGCG
This is a messenger RNA of Nilaparvata lugens (brown planthopper), 6916 nucleotides long. It is a transcript of the gene HemK1, whose product is annotated as MTRF1L release factor glutamine methyltransferase. Gene Ontology annotation, cellular component: mitochondrion. The record is from RefSeq and is a predicted model, not a curated record. Gene Ontology annotation, molecular function: nucleic acid binding; protein methyltransferase activity. The transcript is spliced from 6 exons. Bases 1 to 1005 code for a protein of 334 amino acids. Lineage: Eukaryota; Metazoa; Arthropoda; Insecta; Hemiptera; Delphacidae. Gene Ontology annotation, biological process: protein methylation.